AUGGAGAGUAUUAUUCUAACACCAGAACCGCUUAUCAUUACGGGUGACUUAAAUAUCCAUGUUAAUAAUACGAACGAUUCUGAUGCUUGUGAAUUUUUGGAUUUGCUGGCGUCACUAGGCCUAAAACAACAUGUCGUUGGUCCUACCCACGAGGGUGGCCACACCCUGGCCUUGGUGAUCACCAGGCAAUAUGAUCAGGUUAUUAAGUCUGCCCCGAUGAUUGAUCGGUUUAUCUCUGACCAUGCCGCAGUACUGUGUAAAAAAAAAUAAAAUAAAAAUAAAUUGACAUGGAUGCAUUCAGAACUGAUUUAACGACGUCUGAAUUGUGUACCAAUGUUUUUACGGAUUUGGAUAUGAUGGUCUCCUGAUACAACUCCAAACUGUCGUCGUUACUUGAUAAAUAUACCCCUCUUAGAACUAAGUCUGUUGCUAAUAGGAAGCGUGUGCCUUGGUUUAACCACAAAAUUAAUGAUGCUAUUAAGGCUAGGCGGAGAGCUGAGAGUAAAUGGCGCUAUUCUAAAUCUGCACAGGAUCUAAGUGUUUUCACAAAGAAGAAAAACCAUGCAAUAUACUUGAUGAACCAAGCUCGCUGUGAUUAUUACACCAAUCAUAUCCAGCAAAACAGUUCUGCUCAGAGAAAACUGUUUAAUGUUACAAAGUCCCUGUUGUGUGACACCAACACUGCAUCGUUCCCCCGUGUUGACACUGUUCAUCUUGCCAAUGAUUUUGGAAAUUUCUUUGCACAGAAGAUUGAGAAUAUAAACGCGUCUUUGGCUUGUGUUACCAUCUCUCAAGAAGCCUGGUUUGGACUCUGCAUUCAAAAAUUUCCGUCCAGUCAGAAACCUCUCUUAUAUUUCUAAAUUGUCGGAGAGGGCUGGGGCUGAGCAGUUCCUGGAGCAUCUGACUGCCAACAAUUUAGAUUCUCAGCUUCAAACGGCGUAUAAACAGCAACACAGCAAGGAGACGGCAUUACUUAAAGUUAAGAAUGAUAUUUUGAUGUCUAUAGAUGAGCAACAUGUCACCUUGCUCGUAUUAUUAGAUUUAAGUGCAGCUUUUGACACGAUACAUCAUGAUACGGUGAUUGGUCGUCUUGAGUCUGAUUUGGGAAUAACUGAAAAUGCGCUUGCCUGGUUUAAAUCGUAUCUAUCUGACCGGGUUCCAGCGUGUCUCUGUAAAUGGUACUCUCUCAGAUCAGUUUCCCUUAAAACAAGGUGUUCCUUAAGGAUCAUGUUUGGGCCCCUUGCUUUUCACUAUCUACACGCGCAAACUGUUUCAGAUCGUUGAACGCCACCUCCCACAAGUUCACUGCUACGCGGACGAUACACAGUUGUAUGUAUCAUUCAGCCCCAAUCGAUCUGCGAAUGCUGAUUUAGCCGUCAAGUCCAUGACUGACUGUAUCAGUGACAUUAGGAGUUGGAUGCUUUUAGAUAAUCUUAUGUUAAACGAUGAUGAAACAGAAUUUUUAAUUAUAGGUACUAGGCAGCAGCUGGCCAAGGUUAACAUCAAUUGCAUUAGGGUUGGGUCGACUGAUGUUUGUCCUGUAACAGUAGCUACAAACCUAGGCUCAUGGUUUGAUGAGCAGCUCACUAUGUUAACUCAUAUUAGCAAGUUAUGUGGUGUUGCCUUUUACCAUUUGCAUAAUAUCAAACGCAUUCGCAAGUAUUUGUCUCGAGAAUCAACGGAAAUGCUUGUCCAUGCAUUUAUUACAUCUCGUGUUGAUUAUUGUAACAGUCUUUUGUAUGGGCUGCCCAACUACCAGCUUAUCAAAUAGCAGAGAGUUUUAAAUGCCUCAGCCAGGCUAGAAUGUAAUGCCCCUAGGUUUUGCCACAUUUCACCCCUUCUUCGUGGUCUGCAUUGGCUUCCUGUUAAAGCCCGGAUAGAAUUUAAGAUACUGCUUAUUACGUUCAAAGCAAUUCACGGCCUUGCUCCUAAAUAUCUAUGCGAUUUACUAACAUUUAAAUCGUCCUUAUAUAACCUUAGAUCUUCAGAUAGUAUUUUACUUUCUAUGCCAGCUGUUCGAUCGAAGACGUUAGCUGAUAGUGCUUUUACGGUAGCAGCGCCAAGGCUCUGGAACUCUCUUCCAAAAGAACUUCGUGCGAUUACUAAUGUGAACAGUUUUAAGGCGCAUAUUAAGACUUAUCUUUUUAAAACUUUAUAUUGGUGAGCAAUUUUAUAUUCAGUUCUUACUUGCAUGCAUAUAUAUUCUUUUUAUUUUUUAUUUUUUAAUGCAUUAUCUUUUAUUUGUUUCUUUUAAAGUAAUGCAGUUGUAAUGCGCAGCUGAUCAUUCUCAUGUUAAGCUGCGCACAAUAAGUUCAUAAAUUAUUAUUAUAAAUUAUUAUUAUAGUAACACUUAUGACAUUUUCAAGUUUUCGCGAAACGUCUAAAGCCUUUGUUCAAGUCAUUAAAAAUAAUAAAUACCUAUGAAAUAAUUAUAUACCUAAUUGCAAACUUCCUGUACUAAAGGAAGUACUUUAUUAUUAUUAUUAUUAUUAUUAUUAUUAUUGCCCCCGCAGGGAUUUCGCCCAGAAGGCGAAAUCCCGAGGAGGCACUCUAGUAACUCGCGCGUAUAUUAAAGAAAGUACUAACAGUUGAAAUAUACAGCCGUACAGUCAAUAUAUAAAAAAUCUCGAUUUGCUUGAACAAGGGCCGCGAGGAAUCGGUGGGUAAUGAUGACGUUUCUAUUGUUUGCGCCCGCAAGUACGAAAUGGUUAGGAUGACGUAAAACACAAAAAAUCCCGAAGGAACAACUUACAAUAGGUAGAUUUUGUGGCAUUAAUUGUGCAGUCAUACUUCGAUACUCUUUUGCGUUACGACGGUGUUAUCAGUGACAUUUUGUGGAGCAGUUGUUAUGAAAGUUAUGGACCAAAAGACACUCGUUAAGCGCAGAUGAAGUGAUAAGGUGCGUAGAACAGUUGAUAUUUUAACACUAAGUGAGUUUGCCAGACACGAGUUCACAAAUCUUUGAUUGGAAACUUUGCCAGGCACUCUUUCUCUUUCUUUGACCGGAAUAAGACACGGCCCAAAACAAGCAAGACGAGUGAAUGAUUCAAAGCGCUAGCUUAUCACUAGCAGAACGAUGGACGAUUACGGAAAUUCGCCGACAAUCAAAUUCUGUGCUGACUUAUUCCCUGCUUUGCCUAGUCCCUGUACGGCGUGUUUGCAGGCCCUUUCGGUCAAUGCAUUUCGGCGGACGUAUCCGAGGCGAACGGCCGGGAGACGCCUAGACAAUUGUAGGGGGUUUACGAGCAACUCGCUCGCUGAGCAUAGAGGUACCAGGUAUCUGAGUUUACAUCUUGUUGUUCUUUAAUCUUUACAGCAGCUCAUAUGUAACUAACCUCAACCACUCUCAACUAAUUCUACUAGCUAACACAGCGAAUUAAAUAACGAAAUUGUGGACGUGUUUGGGUUAGCGGACCAUGAGACCCUUCCAAUGCAUAUCCUGUCGCUGAACUUGUGAACGAUAGAAUAGUCUACACUGUCCCAAUUAACAAGUACUAAAGAGCCAAUUGAAUGCUAGCGGUAAAACUGCUCGCUAGGACCAAGCAUACAAAACAGGAACUUCAGUGGAGGCAAAACUCAAGGUCAGCUAUAAUCCCCGAACAUGCUUACUUCAAAGAACUACAAUAAGUUUAACAAAUCCUUUCGAUAGACGAUACUUCUCAAAACUCAGGAACUAACAGUGUGGCCUAUAUGAAUUUCCUUGGACUAUGAACUGUUUAUUAAGAAACUAGCACGUGCUACAAAAUAAUCAUUCGGAUAGAAAGACCUUAAAAAUACCAAAACUCCAAAACAGAACUAACAGCAACUACUUCAUAACACAAUCUCGGAGUGCGCAUGCAUGAGCAUUUUUGCCUUUUUGAAAAGUUCACUCGUUCAACUGAAAUAAUCUAUAAAUAACUUUGCGCGUGAAUAUCCUUCGCUUAAAGAUCGGCACUAUUGACACUAUUACAAAAAUAACUAACCUGGUUUCUGUUAUUAAAGAACAAAAAUAUUACUUUGAAUCGGAAAGAAUACUACUGUAUAAUGUGCAAGUAAUUUCUCUUUUAGUUCAUUUUCAAAUGAACCAUUAAAAUGAUAUUUCUUUAUUGAUAAAAAGACUUGAAACAGUAGUUUGUUGACAUUCUACCAAAUUUAGAGACCAAAUUCAACAGCCUGUCCGAUUAGUUUGAUAAGCUUCCAAAUCCAAAAAUUAAAUUACAUAAAAUAUUUCAAAGUGAAAUGAUAAUGAGAAAUUUAUAGGAGCAAGCGAAAAUAGAGAAACGAAAGAUAGCUUUUCAUAUCCAAGAAUAAAUAUAAACUUAUUUCUUUAGCUUACCUUCCGAUUCUUGAUCAAAUAAUUUUUUUGCGACGCUGUUUUGCCUAGCCUACAAUAGUUUUUGAGAUGAAAUAAAGUUCAAAUUAGUUUAAUGAGAUAAAUGAAAAGAAAGGCCAAAGGACUUUCAACAAUGAAAACGUGCAUAGAACAAAAAUGCUCGGUUUACCUCUUUAUCCUCUGCCAUGGCUGCUGGACAUCUUUCAUCAGCGCGGAAAAGUUAUUGACAGUUCGCCCGCUUCCAAAAGCUCCGCCCUAAGUGAGACAAAAUGUCUCACUUCUCCGAGUUUGUCUAGGCCUCAACUUACUCGGACCAUGUGACCCAAACGCAUCGGCCGCGCAUAAUAAUGAGGCCUAGGGACUAAAGAACGAUAGUAAAAGUAAGACUAGGAAUGCGCGAGCCUGAAUUGAUCAAACGUCCUUUUAAUUUCUAAGGCUUACUUUCCGCCAAAUAAAAUGAACUAAAUGUAAAAAGUGAAAUACAAUUAGCGAAAAAUUAAACUUCUGAUUAAAUCUUUUCUCAUGGUUUAGAAUAAACUAUUCUCGAAACUGAGAAUGUUUUGAUCAAAGCUGUGCAAAUCGAACCGAAACUGUGCAUGGAACCUUGCGUUUAUUUCCUGUAUUUAUCUCACCUAUUGUAUUGACUAUGUGUGAACAUCUUCAUUAUGAAUCGGCAUAUUUCAAACAGCUACACAACGAGCAAGAAUACUAUUAACCGACAAUAUACAGAGCGGGGGCAGCUGCAGGGUCAACUAUUACUAGUUACUAUUAUUAUAACUAUAACAGGGUCAACUAUUACUAGUUAAUAUUAUUAUAAUAAACGAUAGUAUUAUUACCCUCGCAAGGGAUUUCGCCCAGAAGGCGAAAUCCUGAGGAGGUACUUAAGGAAAGUACUUACGGUUAAAAUAUACAGUCAGUAUGCCAGAAAAAAUCUCGAUUUGCUUGAACGGGGGCCGUGAUAGCCUCCCACACAGGCGUUUUAGGGGAGCUCGUCUUUCAUCCCUCCCCACUGAAAAGUGAGCUCUCGUAAAAACGCCUGCGUGGGAGGCUAGGGCCGUGAGGAUUCGGUGGGUAAUGAUGACGUUUUCUAUUGUUCGCGCCCGCAAGGGAUGACGUAAAACAGAAAAUCCCGAAGGGACCGCUUAGGCAGAUUUUGAGACAAUUAUUAUUCAGGCAUACUUCGAUACUCUUUAGCGUUAUGUUUUACCUGUGGCAUUCUGUAGAGCGGCUGUUUUGAAAGUUUUGCACUAAAAGACACUCGUUAAGAGCAGAUGAAGUUAUAAGGUGCGUGUAACUGUGUAUAUAUAGAUCUAUAUAAACACUUGGAGAGUUUGCCAGACAUGAAUUAGCCUGCGAGCAAGCGAAGCGUUUUCGCGAGACUCGCUUCACUCGCCCAAACAGGAGAGCUUGCUCGCAGGCUAGACACGAAUUUAAACUUGAAUCUUUUAAUUGCCAGACAUUCUUUGUCUCUCUUUGGGGGAAAAAGAAUCAACGGCUAGCUUAUCACUAGCAGAACGAUAGACGAUUACAGAAAUUCGCGGACAAUGAAAUUCUGUACUGACUUAUUCCCUACUCACAGAGGUCCUUCUAUAAAGUUUAAGCAAAGAUCGACUAGAACGCGCGAGCGUGAAUUCAUCAAACCUUCGAAUUUCUAAGACUUACUUUCCGGCAAAUAAAAUGAACUGUUUGUAAACACUGCGUAAAUAGUGACAAAGAAUUCCAACUUCUAAUUAAAUCUUUUCUUAUGACCUUAUGAGAAUAAACUAUUCUCGAAACUGAGAAUUUUUUUGAUCAAAGCUGUGAAAAUCGAACUGAAACAGCGCAAGGAACCUUGCGUUUCCUCUCUUCCUCUCACCUAUUGUUUAGAAUAAUGUGUGAAAAUCUUCAUUAUGAAUCGGUAUAUUUCAAAGAGCUACACAACGACCAAGAAUACUAUUGACCGACAAUAUACAGAGCGGGGGCAGCUGUAGUGUCAACCAUUACUAGUUAUGCUCUUAUAAUACAAGAUCAGCUUCAAUGAUUUAAAAGAACAAAUUAUGGAAAACUUCUCUUCACUGAGUAUAGGGGAGCAAUCAUGGAAUAGUUUACCAAAUGAUCUAAAGGAACUAAAAUCAUGCAACGCGUUUACGAAAACAUUGCAUAUAUAAGCACUCAUUUUGCUACCUUUUGUCAACUAUGUAAAGAAAUCAUUCGGGAACCUUAGAAAAGCUCAUCAGAGCUUGCUGUGUUUCCGUUUGCGUUAGCUCAGGAUAUAUCAUUGUAAUAACAAGAUGAUGUAUGAUGUGUGAUAGGUUGGAUAAAACAUGAAGGAUAAAAUAGUAUCAACAGAUAACUUACUCACAACUACAGUUUAAUUGUAAUUUGUUUACCCAGGCACGAAACACUUACUGACGAAUUCUUCUGAACUCGCUUAAAGGUGUCGGUGCAUUCCAGAUCGAAUUGAAAUUUAACAGUGUUGGAUUUAGAUGAGAGGGGAAAACAAGAGUACCCGAAGAAAAACUUCUCGGGGCGAGAAGGAGAACCAGUAACGGUCAAUGACAAACUCAACCUCCAUAUGGCGCGGACGCCGAGAUUU
Porites lobata is the source of this 6887-nucleotide messenger RNA. NCBI's taxonomy places the organism in Eukaryota, Metazoa, Cnidaria, Anthozoa, Scleractinia, Poritidae. The record is from the annotation of a GenBank genome assembly.